UUUUAGAACCCCCUCUUGUUAAAAUGGAAUUACCCAAACAACGCACGAAGCUGUGACGUCAGCGUUUGUGUUGAAGUAGAUAACAUUUUCGUGUCUGCAACUGCGAAUGUUGGAUAGUUUUGUUGGCUACGCCAUGGAGUCUACAUCAGACGUGUCAUUGAUUUCUUUUCAUUGUUUAUUCGAGGAUUUAUAAUUAAAAAUUUACAUUGUGUACAUUUCAGGAAACUUGAGAAGUAAAUUUAUUUCUUAUUUCUCAAAUAAGGAAUAUCACCCAUAAAUGAGCUGUGAACGCGUCAGCUGUUCCACAAUGGAGGACGGGGUUCAGAACGGUCAGGCGGGUGUAGAGAAUAGGCAUGCCAAUGUCGUUAGACGAGACAUUAAAACUGUGAUAAUUGGUGGUGGAAUAGCAGGUCUCGCAGCGGGGAAAUUCUUACAAUCGGAAGGAUUAGAUGAUUAUGUUAUUCUUGAAGCAUCGGACCGACUUGGUGGAAGAAUUUGGAGCGUCCAAGUGGGUAAGUCGAACACAGCACACCGACAUGUAAAUUGUAAUAAUAUUUCGUAACGUAUAGGCUUUUUAUUAAUAAUCUCCACUCCUUUCUUUUUAUUAGAAAUUAUCUCUUCGUAUUUUUUCAUUUACUAAACUAAAGAUUAAAAAAUAAAUUAAGAUCAAAAUACGUCUUAAAAUUAAAAGUGUAAGUGUGCUGUACUAGUACUAGUACUAUAACUGUACUUGGACUUGUACGAUCAAUUCAAAUUCAAAAUAUUUCAAUGCAAUGAAUAAUGAAAAAAAUGGGCGUAGGCUCGUAACUAUAUGCUAGUCUAGAUAGCCUUCUUUUCUACUACCACUGUAACAUAUUAUUUUAACGUCAUAACUUAAAUAUUAAUGCAAAUAAAAUAAUUUUUGGUACACAGUACAUAAAAAAUCAAUACUGUCUGUACUGUACCUGAAAGUUAAAAGUAAAAGUCAAACAUAAUUAAUAAUAAUUAAUAUAUUAUUAAAGGCAAAGGCCAUUACUAAUAAUAUUAAUUACUAACAAAAGCACACCCACCCCCCCCCCCCAAAAAAAAAACAUAAAAAAAAAAAAAAAAAAAAAAAAAGCAAAUUUCGUACUCUGAGUCAAUCUCAUUUAAUAAAAUAAACAUUUAAUAUCCAUAGUGGACCAUUGGACUGUAGUAGUAGUUCUAUAGGUGCAAGGUGAAAUAUAUCUGACUAUCAGUGAUUAUGAUUAUACUAAAACUAUAUCUACUCCUAAGGCGUUUGCCUUAUAUGAAUCUAAGUCAAAUCAUAUACCGGUAACUAAAACUAUAACCACGAUGAGGCAUUAGUAUUGCAAUCUCAGAUGUUUCAAAUUUCUCCUAAUUAUUAUGAUAGAUCAGUUUAAAAUCACUAUCACUUAUGCAGAAAAUACCUGUUUUGUUUCACUUCAAAAGAUUUUCUUUUACAAUGUACUACAAGGUCUCAUAUUUUUAUAGAAGUAGAAGGUCUUACAAUUAAGGACAAUUCAUUUUGGUGUAAGGUUCACAUUUUUACACUGUCCAUAAAUAGGUAGAUAAAAAAAAAAGCUCUAUUCAUCUUUUAUUUACUUUUAAUUUAAGGAAACAUUUGAGGUCUACUAAUGAUUAGACUUAUAUUCAAUUGUACUUAAUGGUCAUGGAGACCUCAUCUAUCAUAAAGGCAUUAAGGUAUUCUUCUUAAAGAAAAAUAACACCCAGGUCAAAGCAAGUAACCAUAAUUUAUGAUUCAUAUAUUUCAAUUAUCACAAUUCACUUUAAAAAUUAUAUUCUACUAAAUAAUUAUCGGUAUAUAGAAAUAUUCCUGCAUUUUGUUAAUGAAAUGUGUUUUUAGUAAUUUCCCAAAGGGGCAGUAAUAAGUAAAUAAAUACUUUAAAUACGCUAAAACAUAACUGGUUACUCACCUUUGAUUUAAGACUAAAAAAAAAAAAAGGGAUUACCCUACACUUCAUAUAAAAGAUCCUCAGUAUUAACAUAGACAUAAACUGACAUAUCUAUGCAUGAAACCUAAAUUUAAUUGGGUUGCAUGCGUCAGUUAUGUUAAAUAUAACCUAAUUUUGAGUUGAUUUCGCCCUGUUGCUGUUUCAACAGGGAUAAAAGUAACAUGGGUAGAAUUCUUUCAUGACCCAUUAGGCAAUGAAAGUUAAUAAAGCAUCCAAUUUUGACCUGGUCAAUAUCCCACUUUGUUGCUACUGGUGCUUUCUUCGCCAUUGGUAAUAUUAAUGGUAGUAAUGGUAUUUACAAUAAAUUAAAAAAAGGUCACUGACACAAGUCUUAUGGUGGGCAUCACAUUGUAGAUCAUUUUCAUUGUUUACUAUAUGUUAAGAGAUUUUCAAUGUCUAAAUUUUAAUGUGUACAUCAAAGAGCACUUCGGUUCACCGGGAGUGAGGGGGGGGGGAAGGGGGGCUGCUUUCGUUCCUCUCUAAAGCUCCUUAUCUACUUUACUUUUGGUUGUUACCCGUUUUUUGAAGUCUAGUACCAGUAUUUGUAUUUAUUUGUUUUACAAAAACAUUUAAGUUUGGCAUGAUGCAGUUUUUGCAUUUUUUAAUUUGAAUCUUAGCAGUUAUUGCCAAAGUUUUCUCUAGUUUGGUUAUUGUGUAUUUUUUAAUUAUUAUCUUCCCACUUGGAACAAAUGUAUGGGUUUUUUAGUGGUCCCACUUAAUUGUGGUGCAGGUGUAUUUGAGGCAGUUUUUAUUUAGGAUAUUUCUCGUAUUAUGACAAAAAAAAACAACUUAAGACACCAUGAUGUACAAGAUAAAUAAUGGGCUGGUCCACUGUUCCAGUAUUAAACAGAAACUCGUCUCUCUCCCCCAUAGACAGCGACGAGGCCAUGACAGGCAAUUCAGGCUCAUACCAGCAAGAAGCCAGUAUAGGAGCUGCUCAUUCCUGCCCAAGACAAUCAGGGACUGGAACCAUCUUUCAAAAGGAACUAAACCCCUAGUGCAUAAUUUCCUCAUCACCACCAGUAACAGAAACAUUGCAAAUCCCAUCUACAUGCAUAGGAGCCAAAAUGAUCAAUAAAUUGAUCGUGGGCCCUUAAGAUAUAGAAGAAGAAGAAUUUCAUUUUUGACACAAUUGCUGUUCAAAGAAGACCAUUCAGAACUGCAUGCAUUUUUUAACAUCAUUCUUAAAUAUCAUUAUUUAUCACAAGUUAAAUUAUUUCUGUUUGGCAUUUCAACACCUUAGAUGACAUUACAUGUAUAGUAGAUAACAUAGAAUGUUAAUAAAUAAUGAAGAUACAGACACAAAUUUUGAGCAACUUUGAAAUAAGUGAAGUUGUCAGCAAGUGAUUGUCCUAGAUGACAAUUUCUUACUGUAUUUUUGUGUUAGUUGCUCUACAUUCAAGUGCAUAUUUUUAAAUUCUUUUCCAAUCAAGACUCUAAGCCUGAUCACUCUCAAUGCAUUUCUUUAGAAAAAUUAAACCUAAAUAGCAAAUAAAAAAAUAGUCUCUGAACUCUUCAAAGAUUUAAUUUAUUUUCACUCAACUUGAAUGUCAAAUUCUACUGUAUAUUUUUCUGUUAUGUAAAAUUUUCAGAUAAUUAGAACAUUAGCUAAUAUGUUAUGUUUUUUCUAAAUCCAUGUUAAAUUGUCUGUAGUUAGUGUAUAACUAUCUUAUUUAAGAAAACACAUUAAAAAAAAAUUAUUCAUAAUUUCAGAUAACAAUGGCCACAGAGCUGAGAUGGGUGCCAACUGGAUACAUGGAGUCAAACACAACCCUAUAUACAAAAUUGCUGAUGAAAACAAUCUGCUCACAGAAAGAGAACUGCACCUGAAUAGCAAAAAUAUAUAUAUGACCGAGAAUGGUGAAACUAUUCACGAAGGCACUGUUAAAAAAGUUGACUUCGCCUAUGGCACAAUGUUAACAUCAUGUGAGGACUAUUUUAUUGAACAUACACCUAUAGAUGUAAAUGAAAGUUUAGGUGCUGAACUGGAACGUAUGAUCAAAGAAAAAUUAGAAAACACAGCUGGGGAGGAGCGCCACAUGCUGGAAUUAGUGUACCAUCAACGUCGCCUUCUGGAAUGUUGUAUAAGUGGUUGUGACAGCUUGAAUGAUGUUUCACUUUCUCAAUUUGGAUCAUAUAAGGAACUACCAGGUCGCCAUCUUGUGAUUCCGAGGGGUUUCAGUGCCAUAUUGGGUAUAGUUAAAGAAGGAAUACCUGAAGAAAAUAUUAAGCUCAACACACCAGUGCGACGCAUCCACUACGAAGGUCUUCUGAAUAACUCUGAGGAAGAAUCAGUUUGUGUAGAGUGUGAAAAUGGAGACAUAUAUUAUCCUGAUCAUGUGAUAGUUACAGUAUCUCUAGGUGUACUCAAAGCAACUUGUGAUAGGUUGUUUAGCCCAUCCCUCCCACAAAGAAAACUGGAUGCGAUUCAACACUUGGGAUUUGGUGUCGUGAAUAAGGUCAUACUUGUGUUUGAUGGGCCAGUUGUAGAGAAACCUACUCAUCGUGUUCAUCUUGCCUGGGAUCCUACUAUUAAUACAUCAGAAAAUCUCAGGGAAAGGUGGUACCGGAAAAUCUAUUCAUUGGAGGUGGUUCAUGAUAAUGUUUUAGUUGGUAAGUGAUUUGUUGUUUUUUUAAAAAUAUUUUUCAUGAGUUUUUGUUAUUUCACUUUGAAUAAGUCCCAGGUGACACUUGAAGAGCACAUCAAUGGUUACCUAACACUUUAAUCCAAUUUAAACACUUUGGGUUCUUUAAUUAGAAAAUAUUAAAUUUUCAAAAUGUGAGAAAUAUUUCGAUUAAACAUUGUUGGCUUAGUCAUAGCCAAGUCAUUGUCAUUGGUGUCCAAUACCUGUGCAUUGAUGCAUGGGGCAGUUAUUGUUGAUUGUUGCUUUUUUAUAGGUUGGCUGUCUGGCAAGGAGGCACUUUUCUUGGAGUCUUUAACAGAUGAAGAAGUAAUGCAAGACAUGGAAAAAGUUGUCCAAAUGUUCAUCGGGUCAUUGACAGACCACAUUCCAAAUUUGAUUAGGGUUAUAAGGUUAGUUAUCCUUUUGGAAAAAAUAUGUAUAGAAUAUUAUUAGUAAAUGUUCCAAAGAAUAUUUAUUUUAUAAAAUUUCAUUUCACAUUCUUUAUUUUAUCAGAUAAAAACUAGUAAAAAUUAGAGAAAAAUCUAUAUUCUGUAGGAGUGGUUUAACAAAAUAAAUAUCAUGCCCUUUUAGCUUUGAAUUUUUUUUUAAUAUUAACAUUUUAGUUAGACUUAUGUAAAAACAUAAAACAGAGCUAAAUUUGGCAAUAGAAAAUUAUAUACUGUUAUUUACAACUUUACAUAAACUUUUAAACCGUUUUGGUUAGAUCAUGUGACAGAACAAUUACUUGCCACUAUUACAAAGUUUUGAAAUAUUUUUACAGGACAAAGGGAAGCCCCAUUUCUUUAAAAAAAAUUAAGACAAUCGAAUUGUGCUUUUAGAGAAUAACAGUUAACAGCAACAAAAUGUUAUUUUUCAAUAUGGAUACUUUCACAUUUUUUAAAUUGUUUGAAAUCAUAGAACUUUCUUUAUGACAUAUAUUUUUUGUAUAGUUUACCUAAAUCUCAUGCAAAAAAGUAUAAAUUCAAUUAAAUUAGUUUUUUUUGGGAAGCUAAAUAAACUUCAAAUUAUUUUAAUAUAAUUCAUUUGAGGCAAAUGUGGCAUAUAACUAUAUUUUGAUAUUCAGCAAAAAGAAAUGACUGAUUGCUAAUUUUAUUUUGAUUUUUUUUUUCUUCAGUUUUUGAUAAUAUAUUUAUACUAUUUUUGUAGUCUUCCUUGUAUUUAUUUUUCAAUUAUUCUUUCAAACUACAGGACAUCUUGGGGUCGUAAUCAGUACACUAGAGGAUCAUACAGCUUCAUUGCUGUUGGAGCUACCCAAGAAGAUAUUGCCAAUUUAAAGUAUCCAUUGAGUAUUAAUCUACGAGAUGGCACAAAAAAGGUGAGGCUGAUUAAAGACCUAUUUUUUUUUAGAUACACGCAUACAAGUUUUAAAAUGUAUAACCGUUUCAUCAAUCUUCAACAUUUUGAACCUGAGAUCUCGAUUUUUCUGUCCGUGUGUCAAAAAUCAAAGACCUGCCAGACUCAUUUUAUUUCUAACAUAUUUCGGUGACUGGAGAGCCAUGCUGUUAGAACAUAACAUAUAUGGCCUGCAAUAUGUGUAGGCUGAAGUUCAAACCCCAGCAAUACAUAGACUACCUAAUGGAACAGCACCGUCACACCUAAGUGGAUGGGGAAUCUCAACCUUGGAUUGUUUCUCAUCUAAGGGAAGGAAAACUCAGAUUUUAAACCUCUGCUGCCUUUUGGCUACAAACCCAUUGUUAAAGGCAACAGAAAAAUAUGAGAUCGAGUCUCGUCGGCAGUAUGACAUUGCCUAAAUGAACACCUCUAUCCACUCUUGGAUGCCUCUGGUGUCAAGCGGUACCAUCUAUGUUUUCCUGGGUACAGCAACUGCAAGGAGAAGGGGUCUGCUGACUGGUAACCAGCUUAUUUGCCAUCAAUUUGUUCUUCUGAGUUCACAGAUGCCCAAAAAAAAAACCACAAUAACACACAAAAAUGUUUCAGUAAAUACUAAAGUCACAGCUGACCAUGUGACAUGUACACAGUAACCGACAUAGGCUUAGUUAUGUUUUUAGUCAAUUUUAUUGCAUUGCGUUGUGAAAAUGAAAACUACUGCUGUCCUGAAGGCUUACUGGAGCAGUAAAAUGAUUCAAAAGGGUUAUGAACAAGUUUUGGAAAAGGAUUAUUAUGAAAAAUAAAUAAAAUUGACAAUUACCUGACUUUGACUAGAGCUAGUAAUAAAAUAUGUGCUUUGUAGCCCCAGCCUUGGUUUUUAGGUAAAUCGGGGUGAAAAGGGGUUAAUGUCUAUUAGAGAGAGAGACUGAAAGUGAUUUUCUGAUUCUAACGGAAAACAAGACCUAAUGUUAAAAAUGCCUUUUGGCCGAAACUGAAAUGAAAAGCUUGACGAGACUUUAGGCCGAAAACAAAAGUUAGGUAUUUUGAAAUUCGUUCGUGUAUACAUUUUUCAUACAUGAAAAAUGAAGGUUAAAAAUAUCAGUAUUUAUUUUUUUUUAAAUAAAAAAUGGCAUUAUCUUGAAUAUUAAUAAACAUUUAAUGAAUACUUUGCCUAUUACCGGUACUAUUUUAAUUAUAAUUUAAUUUAAAGUUGUUAAAAAUUUAUUUUAAAGUAUUAUGGUAAGAGAAAAUUUAUACGGGGGUGGGGGGGGCACCAGAAUGUGACUACAUUUAGGCGUAAAUUAUACAAUAAUUAUCCUGGAAGUCUCUGAGCCAAAUGUCACCUAAAAUCUGCUAAGGCUAUCAAAAUAUCUCUAUGUUUCGCGGUUAUCAUCAUGAUAAUUCUGUGUUUUCAAAAAUAGUUAAUUGGUCUCCAAAAUCAUGAAAGUAGGCCUACUAGUAGUAGUAGUACUACAUAAAUAUUAUACGAAAUAGUAAUACAUGCACACUUGUGCUAUUUUGUCACUAAACAAUGUUUAUGAUCAUGAUGAAUUUCAAUAAAUGCAUGAAUUGAAUAAACCUAAGGUUCCUUAAUUUUUAUUUUUUAAAAAUAAAACAAAAAUGAUAAUGGCAAUUAUCAUUUCCUAGAUUCAAUGUUAUUCACCUUUACUUACUACAAAAUUAAAAUGCAUGUCACAAAUGAAUGAAUUGAAUAAAACUAGGGUUCCCAAUUUUUUUUUUCUAAAAAAUUAAAACAUUACCAUUUCUAUAGUAGUGUUUCCACAAAACUAUUUACCUUUGCCUGUUCCUAUUUAAAAUUUAAUUUUUGGAAAUAUGGGACAUGUAGGUCAUCACGCAGCAGUGUUAUACAAUGACAGCAAGUCAUGAAGCAAUAAUGAAUAUUGGGUUGCCGGCCUACUGACAGUCAGUCCGACUUCUGUUACAUUACCAGAAGCCUCAUCAAUUUUGGUCAGGCGGCAGAAAAUUUCAAUCACUUUGGCUUAAAACGAAAUUAAACCAAAAGUUAACUUUUCUGUAAUGACAAAAACUGGAAGUUACAUUUUCUGUUUCGGCUGAAGCUAUGCUGAAAGUGAUCAAAUGGCAACUUUCGGCGACUAAACUGAAGUCAAAAUUUUAUCAGUCUCUAAUGUCAUAACAUGUUACAAUUUUCUCCUUUUUGACAAGUAAAUUCUAAAAAUAGACUACAUACUACAUGCAGAUAAAUUUAGAGUAGUAAAAUCAUUAUCUUUUUAUGGUGAUGAAAUUUUGUCAUAUUUUUGUGCCUGUGCACAUAAUCUUCAGGAGGAAUGGGGCAUUAAAUAUCAUUGGUUCAAAGAAUUUAUUUGCCAAUUGAUGAAUGGAGAAUCUAACUUUGUUUAUUAAAAUUUAGUAUUGUAACCCUAAAUAUCUGUCAACAUUUUUCUAUAGCGUCAAGCCAUUUUUAGCAAUUUCAUGUGCUUGUCAAAAAUUUAAAAAAUCCCAGACUAUAUAAAUUCAUAGACCCUUACAACUAUACAUUUUCUGAAAGUACAUUGGACAAGGUAGCUUAUGGUAUGAAAAUUCCACUCACAUUUGUUGCUUGCAGUUUAAAAAAAUAAUUCUGUGGUUUUAUGACUGGUCCAUCUUUGCUCUACAUUUUCAGCCCGUCAUUUUAUUCGCUGGUGAGGCGACCCAUCAAUCUUUCUACUCAACAACUCAUGGGGCCCUUCUAACAGGAAAUAGAGAAGCUGCAAGAAUUUGCAAGAUUUGGAAGCCAGAAGAAGGUAAUUUAUUGGGACCUUAGAAACACAUGUUGGCCUACUCUACAAUACCUCAUUGCUUGAUGCUUACUAAUUGAGAUAUCCAAAGAGUAUCAUGUGGCAUUUUAUAAAUCAAGCAUAUGAUGAGCUCAGUGAGAUGUUUUAUCUCAGUUUUGUUUCUGUAAUGUUACCAACAAAUAUAUUUUGAAAAUAAAAAUUAUUAAAUUAUUGGUCUACUUCCCAUAGAAAUAAGAAAAUUGAUAGCUUGAAGAAAAUGGUUUGCCUUCGUUUUGCUUCUGUCAAACAGACAUAGUCAUGUGAAGGUGUGUCUAAAGUAAAUUAUAACCUUUUAAAACUGUAUCUCUUAUUUUGAAAUAUAAUAAUGCAUCUAAUAUUUCCUUUGUCUCAACAGCUGCUGCUGGGAGGUACUCAGACCUCGGCUUAAGUGAUACAGAGGACACAGAGGAAGAAGACUCUUCUGAUGACGAAGGUCUUAGUUUUAUGUGAUGUGUAGUUCAUUAGGUCUUCAAAAAAAAAUUGUGGUGCACUUUGUAGUUUUCAUUUGCUUCAUAUUAAACAUGUAAAAUAUUAGGAUGUAGGCAGAUUGUUGUUGAGAAAUGGUGAGAUUAAAUUAUCUAUUGUUUAUUCAGAUAACUCACGUGACCUUUAAUAUGCACUUAACUAACAGGCUCGCUAUGAUCAUCUCUUUCCCCUUAUCUAAAAUGUAGAAUGACUUUGUGUGCGAUAGGCAUCAGUGGAAAUGUAAAUGUUCCUCUUGCAUGAAAACUUAAUCAAGUGCAAGAAAGUAUUUAUUUCAACUUCUUGAAUGUUUAUAAUUGAUUCAUUAUUUACCUAUCAGGUUAUUUUUCAAUGCCGAAUGUGCAGGAGAGAGAUUUUAAUUGCUAUUGCUUUUUUUCCUUUCACCAUUAAUUUUGUAAAUGAAGUUUGUCUUAGCGUUAAAAUUUCACUAAGCUUAGCCUAAUGGGCAAGUCAUUGAACUUAAAUUUUUUUAAGCCAUAGUAAGUAUAAGGUAGGUCAUGCUGACUUUCAACUCAAGGAAUUUGAAAUAUUAUUUUGAAAACAUAGUUUACAAAUUAAAAGUUAUUGAAGAUCAAUUAAAUUUAAAAAUAGGAAAUGAAAUGAGAAAUUUUGUCGUAAGUCAUUUCUGGAGCAAUCUGUUUAAAAAUGUCUUCCAUGUUGACACCAAAUAUUAUUUUCAGGUAAAAAAAAAAUGAAUUAUUUGCUAUUGGUUAAUAAAACUUACAUCCCGCGUCAGGCAAAAAAUAAAUAUAUGUUUAGACUAUUUUUCUUCUUCACAUUUUAAUUACAUAUGUCAUAGUAUCACUAUUGUGUCAUUAGCAGUUGACUAAGUUGCAAAUAUUUUUUAAAAUGGAAUACAUUUUCAUGGGCAUUGGAUGGCUCAAUAGAAGGUAGUUGUAUUUGAGUCACUGAACCUAUUAAAUUAGCUCAAAUAAGUUAUUUUUGUGUCUGUAUCAAUGAUCUUUGUAUCCUACAAAUGACCUAGACCAUCACAAACUGAUGUAUGACUUGUUAUAGCACAGGCCUGGAUUUGGUGCUGAUUAAACUUGAUCAUUUCUAUAAAUAUGCGUUUCAUUUUUUUAAAUUUGUGUCACCUGUUGUGAUGACAUCUGCUUGACAAUUUUUUGAUUCAGUAUUUUCAAAUCCUAAAAUUUUCAUAGUAUUGACUGGAAUUCAAUGGGAACUUCAACCUAUUUUACUCUAGGUCCAUGUCACACACUUCCCUCAAGCAAGGACGAGUCUGUAAAUUUCUUCUAGAAGAAUGAGUUCAAAAGGAUAAAAAAAAGCUGGUUGAUCUGUAAUUAUGUGAAAAGAGAGCCAAGUAAAUGAAAGCCUACGUUCCUGAAACAAAGAACUUAAUGCUAACAGCUUUGAGGCGUCGUAACUUAGGAUGUGUUAGUGCCCUGGAUUCAACUGGAAUUAAAAGGUCUUAACAUCAACAUUUAGGUCUGUGAUUUCAAAUGUUCUAGUGGCCAUGUCGAUGUUUUUUUUCAUUUCAUGAAGAUGAUAAUGGAUUCAGUCAUAACAUGGAGAUAAGAUUUUUGUGAUAUAUGAUCCUUAAUUUGAAUACUUCAAUUAAAAUGUACAGCUAAAUGAUGAAUACUACUAUUUUAAUCAGAGAACAUGAUUUAUUUUUAAAAAUUGGCUCUUAAUUAUAACAUCCAAUUUGAGAUUUCAGUGGCUCUAUGACCUAGCUCUAAUUAUA
This is a messenger RNA of Lymnaea stagnalis (great pond snail), 10912 nucleotides long. Lineage: Eukaryota; Metazoa; Mollusca; Gastropoda; Lymnaeidae. The record is from the annotation of a GenBank genome assembly.